UAAAACGGACAAACAUACGCACAUACGUAUCAACUCGCGCUUGACAACUUUUACACAUUUUUGAUGACAAAGACCUUUUUCCAAUAUAAAAGUCGAUGCACGUUGGAACAAGUCACAAUUUUUCAAGUGGCUUCGCACCAGUCUUCAAUUUCAACGAGAAAUAAAAGAAUAUAAAAUGUCCGAUUCAGAGUUUGAGGCCCCAUCUGUGGUGUCGGUAGCACCGAAAAAGAAGUCAAAGGCGUCAAGCAGCAAACGCAAGGCCGGCCCCGAAAAGCAACGCGACUCAUCGCCUCCGCUGGAGUUGACCCGCACCUCAUCAGACAAAAGUGCUCAACGAAAGCGAAAAUACUCCUCGCCGGACGAAGUUAUCACUACACGAACAAGGAGACCGGACUUAUUCAAUAUCUUGCGGGCUGAGGAAGCUAGUUGCAGUGAACCCAAGUCUCGUGGCGGGGAAAUAAUAUCAAGCUUUUCCAGCCGAGUUUCUACGGGAACGUCUCGUCGGACUGCGAAGACCGGUGGCGAAUAUUUUGUGGACCUCAAGAUCUACAAAAAAUCGGACUACGUGUCUCACGCUGCUAAUGUGCGAUACAAGACGGCGCUGGUAAGUGUGAAGCUCCAGUGCGACGAGUCAUCAUCGUCUUGGGAGGCACUGCAAGGCUUCUUAAGACAAGCUUUUACCGAGUUUGAGGAGUCGGAGCCCGUCCAUUACAGUGACAAAAAAUAAAUUUUACUAAGUAGGUUUACAGUUAAUCAAUUUAUAGUAGAUAUUAAUUUUCUUUUUAUUAUACUAGAAUAGA
Aricia agestis (brown argus) is the source of this 800-nucleotide messenger RNA. RefSeq lists its product as uncharacterized. The record is from RefSeq and is a predicted model, not a curated record. The transcript is spliced from 5 exons. NCBI's taxonomy places the organism in Eukaryota, Metazoa, Arthropoda, Insecta, Lepidoptera, Lycaenidae. Bases 176 to 727 code for a protein of 183 amino acids.